AUGACAGAUUACCCAGAAAACGAAAAGGUUGUCGAUUCCCACCGAAGCGCAAGCCAGAUCGCCGCCGCCUCCGAUGUUCUUCUCGAUACCGACCUUGGCGAUCUCCCAUCCCUAGUGUCCAAGGUCACUUUGAACGACAUCCUUGAAAUCACUUCUGAGGCUCAAGUCAACAUGGCCGAAACUGUCGAGGUUGUUGCAUCUAACGUUGACAUCCACAAGACAAGUCACAAGGGCCCUAAACACAGAAAGUCAAAGCAUGUGAGCUUCGAGGUACCUGAGCCUGUUAAGAAGCAAGAUCUGUCGCCCUACGAGCAGUACUUGGCUUGGGUCGAUGACAGGGUAGAAAGAUUGCUGAAAAGUCUUCAUACUUUGUCCGUUAAUGGCAUCUUGGUGCUAGAGACUACGCACUUGCCCGCAACCUCGGUGUUGAAGCCGCCGCGGUUGAAGUAA
Messenger RNA from Mollisia scopiformis, 450 nucleotides. RefSeq lists its product as uncharacterized. The transcript has 2 exons. NCBI's taxonomy places the organism in Eukaryota, Fungi, Ascomycota, Leotiomycetes, Helotiales, Mollisiaceae. The record is from RefSeq and is a predicted model, not a curated record. Bases 1 to 450 code for a protein of 149 amino acids.